AUGAAGGGCAGUCUCAUCCUCUUCAGCAGCCUCCUCACCGGGGCCAUGGCCAUGGCGGUGCCAGGGUACGUCGUCCACGAGAAGCGUGGCAAUCACCCACGCUGGGUCAAGGGCAAGCCAUUAGACGGCCAUACCAAGAUCCCAGUCCGCAUCGCGCUGAAGCAACGUAACCUGGACAAAGGCAUGGACUAUCUGCUCGAGGUCUCUGACCCCGAGUCGCCCAAAUAUGGUCAGCACUACACCGCUGACGAGGUCGUCGAGCUGUUUGCGCCGGACGAGCAGUCCGUCCAGACGGUCAAAGACUGGCUCACAUCGGCCGGCAUUCCUGGCGGGACGAUCCGCGUACCGAAGAGCAAGGCAUGGGUGCACUUUGAUGCCACUGUCGACCAGCUCGAGGACGUGUUGGGGACGCGAUACCAUGUCUACAACCACGUCGAGAGCCGCAACGAGCACGUCGGUGUCGAUUCCUACCGCCUGCCCCGCGAGGUGGCCGAGCACGUCGAGUUUGUCACACCCGGCGUCGUCUUUGCGCCAAGGACGAGAGCUGUGGGGAAGCAGAUGAAGCGUGAGGAAAAGUUGCCAAGAGCAAAAGUGCGACCGAUGCCAGUCGAGUUGGCGCAGAAGCUACGAUCCAAUCCUGAGAGAACGGACGACUGCGGCAGGGCCAUCACGCCGGCCUGCAUCAAGGCCAUGUACAACAUCACUGAUGGCAAGCUCGCGAGCGCGGGAAACCAGCUGGGCAUUUUCGAGCUUGACGAGCAAAAGUACUCGCAGGAAGACCUCGACCAGUUCUACGGCGCGUAUGCCUCGCACGUUCCUUCCGGCACUGGUCCCAAGGUCGACGGCAUCGACGGCGGCACCGCGCCCGGCUCUCAGGACUCGGCCGGGGCCGAAGCGGACCUCGAUUUCCAGAUUGGCAUCCCCAUCGUGCACCCGCAGGGGACGAUCCUGUUCCAGACGGUGGCGCAGAACAACGACAUCUUCAACACGUUCCUCGACGCCGUCGACGGCUCGUACUGCACCAAGUCGGCGUAUGGCGAGACGGGCGACGACCCCGACGUGGACGGCAUCACGCCCGACGAGCAGUGCGGCGCCUUCGAGCCGGCCCACGUCAUAUCCUUUUCUUACGGCAGCGCCGAGGCCGACUACCCUACCUACUACCUACAGCGCCAGUGCGACGAAUUCAUGAAGCUGGGACUUCAAGGCACGACGCUCGUCAUGUCAAGCGGAGACGAUGGCGUCGCCCGACGCUCCGGCCCCUGCCUCGGCCCGAACGAGGACAUCUUCGCGCCCGACACGGCGGCCAACUGCCCGUACAUCACCGCCGUCGGCUCGACGACGCUGCCGGCCGGCUCCAAGGCGGGCGACGACGAGGUGGCGACGACGAGCUUCUCGUCCGGCGGCGGCUUCAGCAACAUCUUCACGACGCCCGCGUACCAGAGGAAGGCGGUGUCGAGCUACUUUGACGAGCACGACCCCGGAUACAAGCACUACAACACCAGCGACGGCAAGAUCCCCGACGGCGGCGGCAUCUACAACCGCGCGGGCCGCGGCUACCCCGACCUCGCGGCCGUCGGCGACAACGGCGCGUUCAUCAUCGGCGGCAGCCACCAGCUGGCCGGCGGCACCUCCAUGUCGGGCCCGCUCGUGGCGGCCAUGUUCACUCGCAUCAACGACGAGCGCAUCGCCGCCGGCAAGGGUCCCAUCGGCUUCGCCAACCCCACCCUCUACCAGCACCCCGAGAUGUUCCACGACAUCACGACGGGCAACCAGGACAAGGGCGGGCCCGACGGCGACGGCGGAGCGAGCGCCUGCGGCAACAGCGGCUUCUCCGCUGUCCCGGGAUGGGAUCCCGUCACCGGACUGGGGACGCCCAACUACGCAGCCUUCCUCGACGUCUUUAUGAGCAUCUGA
Messenger RNA from Drechmeria coniospora, 1914 nucleotides. Its product is annotated as alkaline serine protease AorO. Lineage: Eukaryota; Fungi; Ascomycota; Sordariomycetes; Hypocreales; Ophiocordycipitaceae. Gene Ontology annotation, molecular function: serine-type endopeptidase activity; tripeptidyl-peptidase activity. Bases 1 to 1914 code for a protein of 637 amino acids. Gene Ontology annotation, biological process: proteolysis. The transcript has 4 exons. The record is from RefSeq and is a predicted model, not a curated record.